AUGAACAGUACUAUAUCGAUAUUGCCACAUAAUCAUCAUCAUUCAAUUGAAUCUAUUCAGCAUCCAACAGCUAUAAAUGAAUUAACACCAUCACAUUAUGAUACAGCUGGAGCUGCAAUAUUUAUAGUUGUUGUUCUAUCAUGGUAUGCCAUAGGUAUUGUUUGUAUGUUAGGAAUGCAAAUUCGUGCUCGUGCUGAUACAAUUGAAGAAUGUGCAAGACGUCGAACGAAAUUAUUUAUUCAAACUCUUCGUGAUCAAACUCAAACAAAAGAAAUUCUUGAAGAACUUGUCGAUAAACAAAAACGUGAUAAACUUUGGGAUAUUUAUUUAGGAAAAACAACUAAUGAUAAAUUAAGACGUGCUGAUACUCGUCGUAUAAGAAAUAUUAAAAAACAAUUAGCUGUUAUUAAUCGUGAUCGUAUAUAUAUGAAUGAUACAAUAGUAACACCAGUUGUAAAUAAUUUUAUUCGUCGUACAUCCGAUCCACAAGCAAUAAUGAUACCAAAUCUUUCAUUAAUUGAAAGCCAACCACGUAUUCGACGUCGAUCAUCAUUAGAUUUGCAAAUCAUUGAACGAUGGAAAUCAUUGGCUAAUCAAAGUAAAACACAUGAACAAUUACCAUGGUCUAUUAGAAAAUUACUUAUAUCUCGUCAUUUUCGACGAUAUGGUAAACGUGUACCAGAUAGAUCUGAACAAAUUAAUAAACCGGCAACUGAUUUAUCAUUAAAUCAAAGACAUUUAGGAUGUAUUGAUGAUGAACAACGUUAUCUAUUACCAUUUGAUAAAAGAGUUAACAAUAAUAAUAAUAAUUUACAUCGAAUAACAGAAGAAACAAAUGAUCGAUUAAAUCCUUAUACAACUUAUUUUCAUUUGCCUAUAAAUGAAAAUGUUCAAUCAAACCUGCAAAAUAUACCACUUGUAACUAUUAAUUCUGAUCAUUCGAUCAUUCAAUUGUGUUCUGAUGAAUCUCAAUGUUAA
Molecule: messenger RNA, 978 nt
Organism: Adineta steineri
Lineage: Eukaryota; Metazoa; Rotifera; Eurotatoria; Adinetida; Adinetidae
Source: the annotation of a GenBank genome assembly